Prunus armeniaca (apricot) is the source of this 1311-nucleotide messenger RNA. NCBI's taxonomy places the organism in Eukaryota, Viridiplantae, Streptophyta, Magnoliopsida, Rosales, Rosaceae. The record is from the annotation of a GenBank genome assembly.
AUGCAGUACAAGAAUCUGGGCCGCUCGGGGCUCAAGGUGAGCCAGCUCUCGUACGGAGCAUGGGUCAGCUUCGGCAACCAGCUCGACGUCAAGGAGGCCAAGUCUCUCCUCCAGACCUGCCGAGACCACGGCGUCAACUUCUUCGACAACGCCGAGGUCUACGCCUCCGGCCGCGCCGAGGAGAUCAUGGGCCAGGCCAUCCGCGAGCUCGGAUGGAAGCGCUCCGACGUCGUCGUUUCCACCAAGAUCUUCUGGGGUGGGCCCGGCCCCAACGACAAGGGACUCUCCAGAAAGCACGUCGUCGAAGGCACCAAGGCGUCGUUGAAGAGGCUGGAUAUGGAUUAUGUUGAUCUUAUCUAUUGCCACAGGCCGGAUGUCACUACGCCGAUUGAGGAGACGGUGAGGGCUAUGAACUAUGUGAUUGAUAAGGGUUGGGCUUUUUAUUGGGGGACCAGUGAGUGGUCGGCUCAGCAGAUCACUGAGGCUUGGGGGAUCGCCGAGAGGUUGGAUUUGGUGGGGCCCAUUGUUGAGCAGCCUGAGUAUAAUUUGUUGUCCAGGCACAAGGUUGAGUCUGAGUACCUCCCACUGUACACCAACUACGGUCUGGGUCUUACCACUUGGAGCCCACUUGCUUCUGGUGUGCUCACUGGAAAAUAUAACAAGGGAAAUAUACCACCUGAUAGCCGAUUUGCAUUGGACAAUUACAAAAAUCUUGCUAGUCGAUCACUGGUUGAUGAUGUGCUGAAAAAGGUUAAUGGUCUGAAGCCAAUUGCAGAUGAAUUAGGUGUACCAUUAGCUCAACUUGCAAUUGCAUGGUGUGCUGCUAAUCCUAACGUCUCAUCAGUUAUUACUGGUGCUACAAAGGAGUCCCAGAUUCAAGAGAACAUGAAAGCUGUAGAUGUAAUCCCUCUAUUAACUCCCGCUGUGAUGGAGAAGAUUGAGGCUGUUGUUCAAAGCAAGCCAAAGCGUCCAGAGUCAUAUAGGUUAAGUUGUACGAAAGGCAUGCUUUCCAAGUUGAUAGGUACUAACACUUCAAAGGACUCUAAAACAAAGGGUGGAGUAAUAUUGACCUCUUCCAAAAUCGUCUGUUUUCUUAAUAUUUUUGUUGUCCGAACCAAACUAGUCUUCAUAACCAGAAACACCAUCCUCAAGCAUAGUCCAACUGCACUUCGUUUGAGUCUCGGCAUUGAUCUUAAACUCUCUGGAGUUUUCUUUCUCGGCAUCGAUCUUAAACUCGCCGGAGUUGUCUUCCACAGGAAGGUACAACCUGGACUCCGAAGUUAUCAUCCUUGGAUUUGCAAUAAGCAGUGA